Rhodofomes roseus is the source of this 1833-nucleotide messenger RNA. RefSeq lists its product as uncharacterized. Lineage: Eukaryota; Fungi; Basidiomycota; Agaricomycetes; Polyporales; Fomitopsidaceae. Bases 1 to 1833 code for a protein of 610 amino acids. The transcript is spliced from 3 exons. The record is from RefSeq and is a predicted model, not a curated record.
AUGUUCGAUGCGAUGCGGACUGCCCAAUCCAGCAAUGGUGUAGGCCCCGGGCACUGGACGAAUGCAUCCAGAACCACAGGGAGGUAUUGGUGUAUGGUCCAGGCAAGAGGGUGUCUCGAGUUCUCCGGCGCAGCCAAGGCUACGAGGAUGUGUGGCAGGGAUGUGUCAUUGCGCCUCGGGGACGACUACCCUUCCAGUGUUUCGUCGCUGGACCAUUCCUCUCCUCUCCUCGUCUCCAAGGAUGAGGCCAUGUUCUACUACUCGGGCAUCUCUCCGUCUCCCCCGAAACUCGUCUACCGUACCGGACUCCAGACGCACCCCUGGGUCAAGCCUACAGGACCUGAGGCGUACCGAAGGCUCAAGGAGGUUCGUGGCGUCUUCGGUCAUCAGAUCAAUGACGUCUGGGAGGAACUAGGUCCCAAGGUUCGGGUUCUUCUGAACGUCCAGGGCAUUCGCUGGUCGUCCAUCGACGUGGCUCGCUUUGUCACCGACGACGACUCUGACACGCAGAUCGUCGGGCCUGUGGUCAUAUGGAUCGGCGUUCUCCCCGAUUCGCUCGAAGGCGCACAAGCUGUCACCUCGAGUCAAGAGAUCCUGGCGCUUCUCCAGGACUUCUGCAUGGACGAUGUCGAGGUCGAGUAUCGUGAGUCGAUCUACACGCGAUCAGUUGGUCCGGAGCUUCUUCGCCACGUCUCCAUCGUCAACCACACCGUCGACGUCCGCAGUCCCCUUACCCCCACACUCUCUCUCUCCAUCGCCGCGGCUGAUAGGCCGGACGCUCAGGGCACCAUGGGUCUGUACUUCGCCGAGGGCGGUACGAGCGACAAGGUCCUAGGUCUGACAUGCCACCACGUCCUCUUCAAGACCGACGCCAAUACCAACGACUCCUACACCCUCGCGAGCAACACCGAUCGCAAGGAUGUUCAACUGCUCGGCACUCGGGCUUUUGACAAAUUGCUCGACUCCAUCAAGCUCCGCAUCGGAAACCAUGCCAUCAUGCUCAAGUAUUACGAGAAGGCGGUCAAGAGGUUAGGGGGGAAAUUAGAGAGAUUGGGUGAUGUCGACGAGGACGACGAGGAGGCUGCGGACGCUAAGAAAGAGUUGGGAGAGGCCGAAGGGAAGGUCGAGGAGGUGAAUGCUGCGAUCGAGAAGCUCGAGGAGUUCUACGCGCAGGUCGAUCAGAACUGGAGUGCGCCCAGCCAGCGCGUCAUCGGCCACAUCCGCUGCUCCCCCGCCGUCAGCGUCGGUGAUGGCGGCUACACCGAGGAUUGGGGUGCGUUUGAAAUCGACGUGACCAAGUUCAAAAAGGCCUACGAGGGUAACGUCAUGGACCUCGGCACGGAGAUCCCCUCCGACGUAUUCACUCGAAAGAUGUACCCUCGCGACUACGGGGAGCCCACCUUCGAGUACCCCUCCGAUCGUCUCCUUCCGCUCAGCGGCUUUAUCAGUGAGGAGCUCAUGCGCCGCCCCGACAUGCUCGACCACAACCGCGAGCCUUGCCUUUUCGUCAUCAAGAGCGGCAACGCUACCGGCGUCACCAUCGGACGCGCCACGGGCAUCCCCUCGUUCGUUCGCGACGAAGGCACCGGUCUCGAGUCCAAGGAGUGGGCCGUGUACAACUACGACAGGAAGUCCGGCGUGUUCUCAGCCCGCGGUGACUCGGGCUCCAUCGUCGUCGACGGCCGCGGUCGCAUCGGAGGCCUUCUCAACGGAGGAGCUGGCAAGACGGAGACGUCCGACGUCACCUACGUCACCCCCAUGUUCUGGCUCUGGCCCCGUAUCAAGGAGCACUUUCCCAACGCCCAUCUCGAACCCACCAUCACCGCCGCCUAG